UUGGCCCAUCAAAAGACGCAACGUUUUUGUUCAUGUUUGGAAAGCCGAUACCCAAAGUAACGAACAAACAUUGCGUCGGCGUAGACGGCCUGGGCACUGACCCUCAGGUUUCGAUCCCUGCCCCAAGCAAGUCUAUACCAUCUCUCCGGUACUGUUCAUUCUCUCAGACUCGGUAUAUUAACUCUUAAGUCUUACAUUUCCUUAUAUCUACUAGGUGAUCUGCUAAAUCAAGGCCUAGGAUUUCAAAAAACCUAGAACUUGUUUCUGUUGAGAGCUCUAAAUCUUGAGAUUCACUUGAUUGGAAUCCUGAUCUCGGGAUUGUGAGUUUUGGGAGUGGGAAUUGUAUUUUUCUAUUUUUUGGGUUAUCAAUUUUGUUGCUUGGAAUUUUUGGAGUUGGAUUUCUGUUAAUUGGAUUUGUUGAACUGGAAUUACCGAUCUUGAGAUUCAUUUUCUUGGGAAUUGGGAUUGUGAAUUUUGGUGUUGGGAAGUUUUGGGAUUCAGUUUUGGCGAUUUUGGUCGACUCAAUUUGUUGUUUUGAAGUUCAUAUUUGAUAAUGGAUGGUAAUAAGGAUGAAGCGUUGAGAUGUGUUCGCAUUGCUGAAGAAGCAAUUGCCUCCGGUAAUAAAGAGCGUGCCUUGAAAUUUAUUAAAAUUGCCCAACGCCUAGACCAAAAUUUGCAAGCAGAUGAACUUGUGGCUGCAUGUGAGAAACUCGAUUCGAAGUCUUCUGUUUCUUCAAUCAACGGAGAAUUUGUCAGUGGGAGUAAGAAUGAACCUGGUCCAGCAAAGUCUGGUGGUGGAUUAAAUGGCGAGCGUAAUUGCACUGAAGAACAUGUCCAAUUGGUCAGGCAGAUUAAGAGGAAUAAGGAUUAUUAUGACAUUCUUGGAGUUGAAAAGAAUUGUUCAGUUGAGGAGAUAAGGAGGGCAUAUAGAAAAUUGUCGCUGAAAGUUCAUCCUGAUAAGAAUAAGGCUCCAGGUUCAGAAGAGGCAUUUAAGAAAGUAAGCAAGGCCUUCAAGUGUUUAAGUGAUGAUGAUUCCAGGAGACAGUAUGAUCAAACAGGUUUGGUGGAGGAAUUUGAGCACAACCAACAGUACAAUGUUAGGCGGAGGAGGAGAACAGGGCAUGACUUAUUUGAUGAUGAUAUUGAUGCUGAUGAGAUAUUCAGGGCGUUUUUUGGUCAAGGAGACAUGUUUCGAGCAAGCCGUGUUUAUAGGACCAGAGGGAUGGACAAUCAUCAUCAGAGGGAGGAUCUUCAUAGAGGACCUAGUUUUAUAAUCCUUCUUCAAUUAUUACCGUUUCUGAUAAUUUUCUUGCUGGCUUAUCUGCCCUUCUCUGAGCCCGACUAUUCUUUGCAUAAGAAUCACUCCUACCAAAUUCCUAAGAUGACUGAGAAUUAUGGAGUGGAGUUUUAUGUUAAAUCAUCGGCGUUUGAGAAGAAUUAUCCUUUUGGAAGUCAGGCUCGAGCCAACGUCGAGGAAAGUGUGAUCAAGGAUUACAAAAAUAUGCUUUGGCGCUACUGUCACAUAGAGCUCCAGAGGCGUCAAUGGAAUAAGAAUCUGCCAACUCCUCACUGCGACAAGCUACAUAACUUAGGAUUAUCAUGAAGGUAUGAGAUCAGAAACACCGAUUGAAAUUGCAAUUUCUCUUUCUCAGCUAGUCAGGGUAUAUGCCUAGAAUAUGAGAGAGCUUCUAUAAUAGUAUGAUGAAUAAUGGCUGGUGGAUGAGGUUAAUUUUGGAGUUGAGUUCAACGGACGUGACUGAGAUUUCCCUCUUCAUUUCAAGACAGACUGUCGAUGGCCUAGUGUGCAUGGUGGUCUGUGAUUGAUGGGAUCUUCAACAUCCUUUUAAGCCUGCAGUGAAACUCUGCUUUUUGGGUAGUAUGAUGCGGUUGUAUAAUGUGGGAAUUGCAGAUUCUUAGUAGCUUGGGAACGGAUCUAAAGAAUGAUGAAAGUUGAAAAUUUGUUUUAAUGUUGGCAAGUUUCUUCUUGUAUUUCCCAGCCCCUCAUGGUAUCAAAUAUUUUUUGUUGGAGAGUAA
Juglans regia (Persian walnut) is the source of this 2034-nucleotide messenger RNA. RefSeq names its product chaperone protein dnaJ 49. Lineage: Eukaryota; Viridiplantae; Streptophyta; Magnoliopsida; Fagales; Juglandaceae. Bases 554 to 1603 code for a protein of 349 amino acids. Gene Ontology annotation, molecular function: Hsp70 protein binding. The record is from RefSeq and is a predicted model, not a curated record. Gene Ontology annotation, biological process: cellular response to misfolded protein. Gene Ontology annotation, cellular component: endoplasmic reticulum membrane. The transcript has 2 exons.